Molecule: messenger RNA, 742 nt
Organism: Cladocopium goreaui
Lineage: Eukaryota; Dinophyceae; Suessiales; Symbiodiniaceae
Source: the annotation of a GenBank genome assembly
UGUUGUUUUCGCCAUGGGAAACGAGACGAAAUGGUCUUCAAGAGACCUGCUGGCAGUCUUCUACAUUAUCUUCUGCCUCUUCUUCGCUUGGUUUAUUUCGCUCAGCAACUUGAUCUUCUCCAAACACUUUCCAGAUCGGCAGUAUGCAAUGGAGCACUGCCAGAAUGAUACCACGCCCAUGAGGGAUACCUUCUUCCGACGCGAGGAGGAGACUUACUAUGGACCCAGGUGGGUCUAUUUCGCGCCGCAUGUCUUCUCGGCGAUUCUGUGGUGGAAUUUGAGUUGGAUUCAGUUGAUCAAGUGGAUUCGCGCCAAGCACUUAUGGCUCCACCGUUGGAAUGGACGCAUCCAGGUCCUCGCCAUGCUUGGGCAGAUCAUCACCGGCACGGGCUUAGCCUUGAAAUCGCCCACGCCCGGCAUCCGCAUGCUGAGCAUCGCCUAUGGAGCUGCCAUGGCCUACGUGUGGACACAGACGGUCUACCACGUCCUGCGGAAGGACAUCGUCCGCCACAAGUAUUGGGCCACCAAGAUGUUUGGCUAUGCGCAAGCCAUUGCUCUGCAGCGAGUCUUCCUCUUCUUCUUCAUGGUCUUGACGGUCGCGGGCGUGCCCUUGUACACGCCACUGGAUCAGCUUCAAAGUCAGGCCAGCAAGCCGGCAGGGAGAUCAUUCUUUACCAUCCCAGAGACUGUAGAAAAUCUGGGUAUGGAUCAAUACCUAUUAAUACCAUUUUUAGGGGAAUGA